UGACCGUCGAAACUGAAAAAGCCCCUUCACAACACCAAGCCAAUAUAUAUCAUCAUAUUCGUCGUUUUGUUCCUACAUCGUACCCAACAGAGAGAAAACGUUUUCUUGUUUUCUUGGUUUGUCUGUCUUUCUUGAGAGGGGGGAUGGCUGAGACGGUAGGGAAAGAGAGGAAGAUACUGGUGGCUGUGGACGAGAGCGAGGAGAGCAUGCACGCCUUGUCAUGGUGUCUCGAGAACGUCGUCUCUGAGAACUCCAAAGACACCCUCGUCCUCCUUCACGCAAAGCCCCUUCGUUCUGCCUACAUAGGCCUCGAUGGCACAGGGUACAUGCUUUCUUCAGACAUGGUGGCCGCCAUAGAGAGGUACAACAACGAAAUGGCCGACUGCGUUAUGGCUAAAGCUAAGAAGAUCUGCCAUGAUUUUGGUGAGGUUGCGGUGGAGACGCGAGUUGAGAACGGGGAUGCAAGAGACGUGAUCUGCCAUGUGGCACAGGAGUUGGUGCCUGAUGUUCUGGUCAUGGGAAGCCAUGGUUAUGGCCUUAUCAAGAGGGCCUUUCUGGGGAGUGUGAGCCAUCACUGUGCUCAUAAUGUCAAGUGUCCUGUGCUGGUAGUGAAGAGGCCCAAACCCAGCAAAAGUAACUAAAACUCAAUCUAUACUUGUGUUUGUGUCCUAGUCCUAUGUUUUCUUGGAGCGCUUUGACAAGUUUUGUUGUAUAUAUUCAUUCCCACAUUGGCCAAGUGCGUCUCGGGUCCUGCCAAGGAUUUGUGUACAUAUGCAUAUUCUUCACGAGUCUUAUGACUUGUAAAUGGACCGGUGUUUUUGUCAAUAGAAUUUGAACAUCAAAAUGGA
Molecule: messenger RNA, 848 nt
Organism: Syzygium oleosum
Lineage: Eukaryota; Viridiplantae; Streptophyta; Magnoliopsida; Myrtales; Myrtaceae
Product: universal stress protein A-like protein
Exons: 4
Coding region: 144-641 (165 amino acids)
Source: RefSeq, a predicted model, not a curated record